UGAAAGUGCAAUGACCUCACCUUCACAAUCGGGCCCGUCGAGAAUCGACAGUCCGGUACACGGACGGAUGUCACUCAGAGUGUGGCCAAUAUCUUGGCCGACGAGCUGGCCGGUGCUAUUGAGGGCGAGGCCACAAGGCGGGCCGCCGAAAGAUAUUCAGCGACGCAGGAAGCUGUGGAUUGAUUGUCGAUUGGAAGACAGAUCAGAUGAAGAAGCUUUUGCAUGCUGCUGAUUCGAGAGUGGAGGUGAGCUCGCGCAUGGGCAGCGUGGGCCUGUGGCUCAUGCUUUUAGUGGAGACGCCAGGACCAGUGAAGGAAUUCGCUCUGGGUGAACGGUACCCGAUGUUCGAAACAAAAGCAAGAAGGAAAGGCAGGCCGCGAGGGCGGGUCAACAGAAGGGUCACGGAUGUAGGUAGAGGGUAGCCUGAGGAAUCCUCAUCGACAUCGGUCUAGAGCAGAACCUCCAAAAAUGCUCUUCUUGACUGGCUGUGGGCAUAUGAUGCACAUGAUGACGAAUCAGUCGGGAGUACGCAACACGUCUCAUCUUGAUACUCGACUCGACUGGCAAAGCGGCCGAGUCAAAUCAAUUUGGGGACCAGCUCGCCACUGUAGAUUGAAUCAACUCAUGACCAUGUCCUCUGGUUCUUGUUUCGUUUCUCCACUUUCCGCCCCGAGGAAUGCGCUCGCCUUGCGGCUUUGGGCUUUUGUAGAACAACGACAAGAAUUCGACAGUCGAACAAGAGGAACAGAAGAUCCAGCGUGAGGCCUAGGCCUGUGCUGGAUGUUCUACCUUAUCACUCCCCACUAAAGCUACUCUUCGUGUAUGUCAGUUGACUUUCGAAAGAAACAACAGAGGAACGCCCAAGAACUUGCCACUCUCUUCUUCUUCAUGAGUGAGUCCGCUGUAUUAUUACAGUCCUUGCAAAGAAAAAGACUUGCGAACAAGCGUUUGAUCUCUCAUUCUCCGCACACGUGCUACACGAUCUCCUCGUAGAUUUAUGAGCUGGACAGUGCAAAGCGUGAUCGUAA
Messenger RNA from Marchantia polymorpha subsp. ruderalis, 1028 nucleotides. NCBI's taxonomy places the organism in Eukaryota, Viridiplantae, Streptophyta, Marchantiopsida, Marchantiales, Marchantiaceae. The record is from the annotation of a GenBank genome assembly.